Westerdykella ornata is the source of this 1741-nucleotide messenger RNA. RefSeq lists its product as uncharacterized. The transcript is spliced from 2 exons. The record is from RefSeq and is a predicted model, not a curated record. Lineage: Eukaryota; Fungi; Ascomycota; Dothideomycetes; Pleosporales; Sporormiaceae. Bases 247 to 1473 code for a protein of 408 amino acids.
UCGCUCUCGUUGCCCGUAUCUAUCGUUUCUGUCGAGUCUGGUCAUGCUUUUCGUUCUAUACUAUCGCUUUCAUAUGCAGUAUCAGGAAUCAUCACUUGAUACCGUUAUUUCUCCGUGUACAUAAAGGACUCUCCCGAAACCGCUCGCAACUGUCUUAUACGACAUCACACGGAUCCCGUCUCUCCGCCAACGUAGCCAAUCGAGCCAUUUCUUCUGACGCCCCACAAUACCCUCGCAGUAAACGCAAUGGUAUCGCUCAAGACCAUUCUUACCUGGACCACAUCGCUAUGCCUGGCCUCACUUGUCGCCAGAUCCUCCCCUACCUUUGCGCCCUCGACCGCCAUAACCGGUUCCUCCGUGGAAGCUAAGUCAUGGCAUUCAAUGGAGCUCACUCCAACGCCUACAGGUAACCCGCCCGAAAGUGAUGUAGGGUCAGGAAACAUGCCCCAGGCUACCUUCAAGGACACCUUGAGGCGCUCCGAGAGCGAUGAGCGAUUUCCCUCAUCGUGUCCACAAGUCUUGGAACUCUACUGCUAUGUCUUCCCGCACGGAAUCCUUGGCCUGUUUGCCCAUGUCUUGAUUAUGCUCAGCAUAAUCCUUCUCGCAGGUGGACGAAGGCCAAUAUGGCCCUGGCGCAUAUUGAAAGAGCCUGAAUGGAGGGGCAUCUUCCCCGUGGCUGGUUUGUCUGCCCAGUUCGCUGGAUUCUGGUCUGUAUACGCUUGGAUUUUUCUCUGGAAUUGUAAGGCCAGCCAUGGCAAGAAGAGUAGACUCCUGAUCUUGGGUCUUCCGACUGUCACUCUACCCUUGCUAUGCUUGCUGGUGGUUUUCAUCCGGUGGCGAGCAGCCUACCAUCAAGUAGUAUGGUCACAGGAGAACAACGGUGUCCCAGCCCCAAAGGAUCGAAAGCCACUCUACCUCCUUUUCAUCCUCGGUUGCCUUGGCAUGACCACAAUUGUCGGGUUGCAGUGGCUCUUCGAAAACGGCACCUGCCCGGGUCACCUAUGGGUCACGAAUGGCUUCAUCGCAGGCGGUGCAUUGGUGGGGUUCCUAGCCGGGCUUGUGUACUGCAGCACGCCAUCGGCCCAAGAGCUUUGCCGUAGACUCCAGAGAUUCCGCAAUUGGCCCUACGGCCUCAUCAAGGUCCUAUUCAUCAUCUUUUGGUCUCUGACUGGCGCCUUGAUAGGUGCUACGCUUGUCGCCAUAGCGGCGGCCGACAUCCUCGUGACCAUGCGUCGUGGGACGAAGCCCAGAUAUGCUGGUGUCUUGAACGACAUUGAAGCUCCCCCAGCCGCCAAGAUUUUCUAUUUCAUCACGAUGAUCUGGAUGGUCCUGCCGGUUGUGGGGCUUCCGGCAGAGAAGGUUUUCUGGCCUCUUUUUUGGCUCUGGAGGUCCCGGCGGGAUUUUGGGGAGAAAGCCAAGAAAGUUUUCCAGGACUGUGGUUCGAGUGUGGUGAGGGGAAUGAGAUUAGGUUGAGCGUGGCUUGGUGAUGGGGUGGGUGAUGGUUGUUUGGAGAAGGUGACGGUGGCGGAAGGCGGGAUAACUAUGUCUCUUAUUCAGUUUCCCUCUUGUUCAUGGCUGGGCUCGGGAGGCUUGAGCUUUGACGAGGAAUAAAAGAUCGUGGAAGUUUUGGAUUGAUUUCAGGUGCUCACGAUGGUGUGAUGCUCAGACAGAAGAACAUGAGAAUAUUCGGAAAAGGGGGGAUGAAGCCAUGUUUUGCAGUCUAUGUAUUAUGAAUGAAGGC